Messenger RNA from Homalodisca vitripennis (glassy-winged sharpshooter), 276 nucleotides. Its product is annotated as histone H2B-like. Gene Ontology annotation, cellular component: nucleosome. The record is from RefSeq and is a predicted model, not a curated record. Gene Ontology annotation, molecular function: structural constituent of chromatin; protein heterodimerization activity; DNA binding. NCBI's taxonomy places the organism in Eukaryota, Metazoa, Arthropoda, Insecta, Hemiptera, Cicadellidae.
AUGUCCAUCAUGAACAGCUUCGUGAACGACAUAUUCGAGCGCAUAGCCGCCGAAGCUUCCCGCCUGGCCCACUACAACAAGCGGUCGACCAUCACGUCGCGGGAGAUCCAGACCGCCGUCAGGCUCCUGUUGCCCGGCGAGUUGGCCAAGCACGCCGUGAGCGAGGGUACCAAGGCCGUGACCAAGUACACCAGCUCCAAGUAAGCCGGCCGGCAGGCCAGCGCCCCGCAACGAGCGAGCCCGCUCCGCACAAACGGCCUUUCUAAAGGCCACCAA